Messenger RNA from Coffea eugenioides, 2379 nucleotides. RefSeq lists its product as uncharacterized. Lineage: Eukaryota; Viridiplantae; Streptophyta; Magnoliopsida; Gentianales; Rubiaceae. Gene Ontology annotation, molecular function: RNA-DNA hybrid ribonuclease activity; nucleic acid binding. The coding region runs from base 1 to 2379 and encodes 792 amino acids. The transcript has 3 exons. The record is from RefSeq and is a predicted model, not a curated record.
AUGAACGAGAAGGAACAGGAGAAGACGGUCUUCUACACAGAUCAAAGUGUGUACUGUUACACCACCAUGCCCUUUGGGCUGAAGAACACCGGGACCACAUACCAGCGCUUGGUCAACCGAACUUUCAAAUCUCAAAUAGGUCGAAAUGUCGAAACCUACGUGGACGACAUCCUCCUCAAAAGUCAGAAGAUCUCCACUUUCCUAUUCGACCUGAAGGAGGUCCUCGAGAUCCUUCGUAAUACCCGGAUGAUGCUGAACCCCAAGAAAUGUAUUUUUAGAGUCACCUCGGAAAAAUUUUUGGGAUACCUCGUCUCACGGCGGGGUAUAGAGGCAAAUCCUGAGAAGGUGAAGGUGAUCCAGGAAAUAUCUCCACCUCGGUACACCCGGGAUGUGCAAAGGCUUACAGGGCGACUGGGAGCCCUGAACCGAUUUCUGUCGCAAUCUGCUUCCAAGGCAUUGCCCUUCUUUAAGGUCCUGAAGAAAACUGACAACUUCUCCUGGACAGGAGAGUGCCAACAGGCUUUUGAGCAACUAAAUGAAUACCUACACCACCUCUCAACACUAACUUCAUCUCGGAUUGGGGAUAAGCUAUACCUAUACCUGUCUGCCGCGGAUGAGUCCGUGAGUGUCGUGCUAAUAAGGGAAGAGAGUGUGCAAAUGCCCGUCUAUUACGUUAGCCGAGUCCUUCGAGAUCCUAAGAUCAGGUAUACUCAAGCAAAGAAGCUCAUGCUGGCGUUGAUCCACGCAGCUCGUAGGCUGAAGCCCUACUUCUUAGCUCAUUACAUUUGCCUGAGGACCGAUCAGCCCCUCAAACAAGUCUUGUCACGCCCCGAGACUUCCGGACGUCUCACUAAAUGGGUCAUCGAAUUGGGAGAAUACGAUUUGUCCUAUGAGCCCCGAACGGCCAUCAAAGCGCAAGCCCUUGCGGACUUUAUAGCCGAGCUCACUUUCGAUGAAUCGAAUGAGUCCAUCUCAACCACUGUUGGGCCUCAGCAGUGGAUCCUACAUGUGGACGACUCGUCUAACAACGAGGGUAGUGGAGCCGGUUUGCUCCUAGAAGACCACCAAGGGGAGUUGUGUUCGUACGCCCUUAAGUUUGAUUUUGCUGCCUCUAACAACGAGAUUGAAUAUAAGGCAGUCAUUGCUGGCCUACAACUGGCUCAUAAGUUCGGUGUUCAGCACAUCUUGGUCAACAACGACUCCCAACUCGUUGUGUGCCAGUAUGAGGCUAGAGAAGAGGUCAUGCAGCGUUACCUCUCCAAAGUCCGCCAGUUAACAGCACACUUCGAGUCCUUCGAAAUUCAAAGGAUACCCCGGUCACAGAAUAGACGGGCUGACGCCUUAUCUCGGCUCGCAUCCACUUCCUUCUCUGACUUGAACAAAAUAGUUCUCGUAGAAGUAUUGGCCGAACCAGACUAUGCAGAAGAAAUCGUGUGUCCCGUUUACCCAGGGGACACUUGGAUGAGUCCGCUAAUUCGGUUCCUCAGUCAGGGAGAGCUCUCAGAAGAUCGAGGCGAAGCAAGAAAACUUCAGCGUAAAGCAGGUCGGUACGCUCUCCGGCAAAACGUUUUGUACAAGAGAUCGUACCUCGACCCGUGGUUGCGGUGUACCACACCAGAAGAAGGGAAAAGAAUCCUCCAAGACAUCCACGAGGGGCUCUGUGGUGCACACGUUGGCUAUCGGAUGCUAGUCAAGAAGAAUAAUGUCGAUGUUGAACAAACCUCAAAAUGGGACCAAGGUGGUCCCCAAGUGGAGUCAGAGCUUUUGCUCUCUACCACCUCAUACUGUAGUACCAUGCUAGUACAAGCUGAUUUUUCGAGAGGUGGUCGGUGGGCCGAGAGUCGUACAACCAAGUACGUGCCCUCGCAUGUUGUAUCUGUAUUUCGUUAUCAGCUUACCAUGAUGGACGUCGAUGAGGUUGAUACUGUAUCACGAAUAGGAUCAAUUUGCAAUAGAUACCUCGAUCCUGCAAACCCUGCUCAGUGUGCUCAUCCCGGCCUAACUUUGAUUAGAAAGGAGGCAUUCAGAACAUUACAAUACUUGAACCAGGGAAUUCAGACUGCAGUUGGACCCUUUGACCAUCACGAUGUUGGUACAUCUACUUCUCGCGCUGCACCUUUCGAAAUGCUUGUCGAGCAUUUACCCAGACAAGUGCGUGGUAGGAAUCAGGGAGGAAGGCAUCGUAGGAGGGCUACCUCAUUACGUGAUGAUGAUGUUCCUGUUACACAGACUCCUCAUGCUUCAUCACAUGCCCAAUACGACCCUAAUGUUGUUACUCAAUUUUCCCAUUCCGGAUCGUUCUAUACCCCUCCAUGUGUGCCUGCUUUUGGAAGUCAUUUAAAUAUGACACCUACUGCCUUAUCGGAUUCAACUAUAUGA